Trypanosoma theileri is the source of this 687-nucleotide messenger RNA. RefSeq lists its product as uncharacterized. Gene Ontology annotation, molecular function: metal ion binding. The annotation marks the transcript as partial. The transcript has a single exon. The record is from RefSeq and is a predicted model, not a curated record. NCBI's taxonomy places the organism in Eukaryota, Euglenozoa, Kinetoplastea, Trypanosomatida, Trypanosomatidae.
AUGUCUGUCACAGGUGUACUACCUGAAAAAGAAUGGCAACAACCAUCCAAGAUAAAGUAUUGCCAAUAUCAAGAUUGUGGGGCAUCCUUCGGUAUAUUUAGCAGCAAGAUCAAUUGCCGUCGUUGUGGAAUUGUUAUGUGCUCCAAAUGUUCAAUAACAUGCGACUCCAUUACAGGGCAUUACAGUAAUAAACCACAGCCAGUCUGUCCAAGAUGCUUCGACAUUAUCGAAAAGCAAAAAAAAAGGUUCUCACGUAUCUCUACACAACAAACACCAUCCCUUACACGUCGCAACAGCACAGAUUCUAUUUCUACAACCCCUCAGCAUGAAUUAAGCACAGCGUUACAGGAGCAAGAAACAAAAGUAAAACAACUUGAACAAGAACUCACAAAUGAAAGAAACACGCGCAAGGCAUUAGAGGAUCAGUUUCAAAAGCAGAUAACAGCAAUUAUGGAGGAUAAGAACGCGAGCCUCCAAGAAGUUCAAGAAUUACGUGUAAAACUUUCUCAAACUCAACAUGAAAUAAUGAAAAACCAAGAAUCCAUAAACUGCGAUGCUUCCGAAAAUAACAAGGGUAACCUAGUUGAACCUGCAGCUAAUGCAGAUGAACUGCAAUCUAAGUUGGAUUCAGUGUGCUGUGAGCGUGAGCAACUGCAGGCCAAUGCGGAUGAACUGCAAUCUCAGCUA